UAGAGGAGGAGAGAGGAAGGCAGUGCUCCACUUGUGAGGAGUGAAGUUGAAGACUCUCUUCUUCCAACAGCUUGUCUCUUUAUAAAGCAAGCUCCUCCCUUUGGUUGUCUCUCCCCCUGUGCCUUCCCUCUCUCUUUUACGGCUUCGGGUUUAAUGGCUUCUCCUCUCCUCUUCUCCACCACCACCUCCUCCUCUUGAGCUCUGCCCCUGUUCUUUCUUUCUUGGUGUCGAUAGAAUAGAUUAAGUAAUGGAGUUCGACCUUGAGAACCCGCUCAUGAUCUCCGACGAGGAACAGGACUGCUUCUCCGACUCGAUCGCGGCGCUCUUCGCCGUGGAGUCCGAUCACAUGAGCCCCCUGGCCGGCGGCCACCUCGAUCUCUCCGCCCGCCGUGACGCUGUCUCCCUAAUCCUCCAGGCCCAGUUUGGCUGCAAUCUGGAUCCAUUUGUGGCCUACCUUGCCGUCAACUACGUCGAUCGCUUCCUCUCUAAGCGAGAAAUCCCGAGCGAAAAGCCCUGGAUCGUGCGGCUCCUCUCCAUCUCCUGCCUCUCCCUCGCCUCCAAGAUGACGAAGACCGACUUCAACGUCACAGAUUUCCAGAGAGAGGAAGGAUUCAUAUUCGACUCCCAGACGAUUCGGCGGAUGGAGCUUAUAAUUCUUGGGGCGUUGGACUGGCGGAUGCGAUCCAUCACCCCCUUCGCAUUCCUCCGCUUCUUCCUCUCCUUCUUCUCGCCCGCCCAGGCCCCUCUCCUCCACGCCCUUAAGGCCCGCACCUCCCAAACCCUCUUCAAAGCCCAGACUGAGAUCAAGAUGCUAGAGUUCAAGCCGUCGGUGAUUGCCGCGGCGGCGCUCCUCUCCGCCGCCCACGAGCUCCUCCCCAUCCAAUUCGCCUCCUUCCGCUCCGCCAUUUCCUCAUGUGAAUCUGUAAAUAAGGAGAGGUUGUGGGACUGCUGCGACGCGAUUGGAGACGCGGCGAUGGACGGCUGCGAUUCGACGUUUGAGAUGGUGUCGAACUCCAACACUCCGAUGACCGUGCUCGGCCGCCACUGCUCCAGCUCCGAGAGCGAUAGGACCGUCGGAUCCUCAUCCAAUGAACGCGAUCUCAAGAAGCGUCGCAUCUCCGAGCUCCGCGGCGCCCUCCGCCUCUCCCAGGCUUGAGCCCAGAGGGAGGGAAGGAAAAUAAAGAAAAAAAAAAACGAUAUGAAAAAAAAUAAAGGAUUUGAACGGUUUGCUGGUUUUUUUAAUUAAUUUUCUUUCAUUUUCCGCUGCAAAGGAGACCAGGGGAGAGGAGAAAAGAAGGCUUUGUAUUUGAGAUAAGAGGAAAGGAAAUGGUUCACAAUUCCUUUUCUGA
Messenger RNA from Phoenix dactylifera (date palm), 1349 nucleotides. RefSeq names its product cyclin-D6-1-like. NCBI's taxonomy places the organism in Eukaryota, Viridiplantae, Streptophyta, Magnoliopsida, Arecales, Arecaceae. The record is from RefSeq and is a predicted model, not a curated record.